AUGACCAAGAGUUUGAUCAUGGAGAAAAGGAUCUUGAUUCUCUUCUCGGCAAUUAUCCACUUGUUUGACUCUCGUCACUACGUGCCCACAAGCUCUGUAAAACCCUUCGUCAAAGACGCAAAGUGA
This is a messenger RNA of Sclerotinia sclerotiorum 1980 UF-70, 126 nucleotides long. RefSeq lists its product with no specific name. The transcript has a single exon. The record is from RefSeq and is a predicted model, not a curated record. NCBI's taxonomy places the organism in Eukaryota, Fungi, Ascomycota, Leotiomycetes, Helotiales, Sclerotiniaceae. The coding region runs from base 1 to 126 and encodes 41 amino acids.